CUUCAGUGCGGCCACGCAGGGAGUCAGGGCUCCAGACAUCUGCACUAACUUCCGAAGGAAAAAAGACAACCCGCUCCGGCUAAUAUGACAAGAAUCCUCCUGGCGUGCAGCGUGGUGAAAUCUCUCAGACGAGGAUGUGUGGUCGGCAGGAGAGUGGCGCGCGCGUCAGCCUGCUCCAGGCUUCAAACCGCACAACUUUUCAGUGCCAAGGCCCAGACAGCCCACCUCGUCCUGGAGGAUGGCACCAGGAUGAAAGGCUUUUCCUUCGGGCACAAUACCUCAGCAGCUGGAGAGCUGGUCUUCAAUACUGGCCUGGUGGGGUAUCCUGAGGCGCUGACUGAUCCCAGCUACAGAGGUCAGAUCCUGACACUUACUUACCCAAUUGUAGGGAACUAUGGAGUCCCCAACACCCAGGAGCUGGACGAGCUGGGUCUGAGGAAGCAUGUGGAGUCAGAGCGCAUCCAGGUGUCUGGUCUUUUGGUGCAGGACUACAGCCAUGAAUACAGCCACUGGAACUCUGUCAAGUCUUUGGGUGAAUGGCUGCAAGAAGAAAAGGUCCCUGCGCUGUUUGGAGUUGACACCAGAAUGCUGACCAAAAUCAUCAGAGAUAAGGGUACAGUUUUGGGAAAGAUUGAAUUUGACGGCCAGCCUGUUGAGAUAUCUGACCCCAACCAGAGAAACCUGGUAGCCGAGGUUUCAACCAAGGAAAUCAAAGUUUUUGGGAAAGGCAACCCGGUGAAGGUGGUGGCCGUGGAUUGUGGCAUUAAACAUAACAUCAUUCGUCUGCUGGUGAAGCGAGGAGCAGAGGUCCACCUGGUGCCUUGGGACCAGGACUUGCUGAGUCUGGAGUAUGAUGGGCUUUUCUUGUCUAAUGGACCCGGAGAUCCAGCUCUGGCUGAGACACUCAUCCAGAACGUCCGCAAGGUGCUGCAGAGUGAUCGUCCCGAGCCUGUUUUCGGGAUCUGUAUGGGGAACCAGAUCACUGCUCUGGCUGCUGGAGCAAAGUCAUACAAGCUGCCUAUGGGCAACAGAGGCCAGAACCAGCCGGUGCUGAACAUAAUGACAGGCCAGGCCUUCAUUACUGCACAGAACCACGGGUACGGCAUAGACAGCGGAUCCCUGCCUCCGGGGUGGAGCCCGCUCUUUGUCAACGCCAAUGAUGAAACCAACGAGGGCAUCAUGCACAACACUAAGCCCGUGUUCACGGCCCAGUUCCACCCAGAGGCGAAGGGCGGCCCCACUGACACAGAGUUCUUCUUUGAUGCUUUCAUGUCUCUGAUCAAGAAAGGGAAGGAUGCAAACAUCGUGUCAGUGAUGCCUGCUAAACCCAACCUUCCUCCAAGAGCCCAGGUGUCAAAGGUUCUGGUUCUGGGCUCUGGGGGUCUGUCUAUUGGGCAGGCUGGAGAAUUUGACUACUCUGGAUCUCAGGCUGUCAAAGCCAUGAAGGAAGAAAACCUGAAGACCGUCCUCAUGAAUCCAAAUAUAGCCUCGGUGCAGACCAAUGAGGUCGGCUCCAAGCAGGCCGACUCAGUCUACUUCCUGCCAGUGACGCCAGAGUUUGUGACUGAAGUCAUCAAGGCCGAGCGUCCAGACGGCAUCCUGCUCUCUAUGGGUGGCCAGACUGCACUCAACUGUGGAGUGGAAUUGUAUAAGCGUGGCGUCUUGGAGAAGUAUGGAGUGAAAGUCCUGGGAACGUCGGUGGAGUCCAUCAUGGCCACAGAGGACAGGCAAAUCUUUGCUGACAAGCUUCUGGAAAUCAAUGAGAAGAUUGCUCCCAGUAUUGCUGUGGAGUCGGUGUCCGACGCCCUAAAAGCGGCAGAGAAGAUCGGCUACCCGGUGAUGUUGCGCUCAGCGUACGCUCUGGGAGGCUUGGGCUCCGGUCUGUGCGCGAACAAAGAAAAGCUGGAGGAGACUGCUUCAAAGGCUCUUGCCAUAACCAGUCAGAUCCUGGUGGAGAAGUCACUGCUGGGCUGGAAGGAGGUGGAGUAUGAGGUGGUGAGAGACGUGGCCGAUAACUGUGUCACCGUCUGCAACAUGGAGAACUUCGAUCCUCUGGGAAUUCACACAGGUGACUCCAUCGUGGUGGCGCCGAGUCAGACCUUGUCCAACGAGGAGUACCACAUGCUCCGGGAGACUGCCAUCAAGGUGGUGCGUCACCUCGGCAUCGUGGGAGAGUGCAACAUCCAGUACGCCCUGAACCCGUCCUCCCUGGAGUACUGCAUCAUUGAGGUUAACGCCCGUCUCUCCAGAAGCUCGGCUCUGGCGUCCAAAGCUACCGGGUACCCCUUGGCGUUUGUUGCUGCGAAGCUGGCUCUGGGCAUCCACCUGCCUCAGAUCAAGAACGCCGUAUCAGAGAAAACCACCGCCUGCUUCGAGCCGAGCCUGGACUACAUCGUCACCAAGAUUCCCCGCUGGGAUCUCGACCGCUUUCAGGGCAUGUCCCGAGAAAUCGGCAGCGCCAUGAAGAGCGUUGGAGAGGUGAUGGCGAUUGGCCGGACCUUUGAGGAGAGUGUGCAGAAAGCCUUGAGGAUGUGUCAUCCCUCAGUGGAUGGCUUUGUGCCCCAGCUGCCACUCAAGAAAGCCUGGGCCAACACCCAGGACCUGCAGCAGGAGCUGGCUGUGCCCUCCAGCACCCGGAUCUUCUCCCUCGCCAAGGCCCUCCACGACGGCGUGACUGUUGAUGAAAUCCACCAGCUGACGGCCAUAGACAAGUGGUUCCUCUACAAACUGCAGCGGAUAACACAGCUGGAGAAGCACCUGUCAGACUACAAGAGUGACACAGUACCCAAACAGCUGCUGCUGAAGGCCAAGCAGGACGGCUUUUCAGACCGACAGGUCGGCCAGAUCCUGGGCACCAGCGAGAGCGCUGCCCGAGAGCUGAGGAUCAGCCAUGGCAUCAAACCCUGGGUCAAACAGAUUGACACCUUGGCAGCCGAGUACCCAGCAAUGACUAACUAUCUGUACUGCACUUACCACGGUCAGGAGCACGAUCUGGACUUCAAGGACAAAGGCAUCAUGGUUCUUGGUUGUGGUCCGUAUCACAUUGGCAGCAGUGUGGAGUUCGACUGGUGCGCAGUGUCAAGUAUCAGAGCCUUGAGACAAAUGGGCAAGAAGACAGUGGUGGUUAACCACAACCCUGAGACGGUCAGCACGGACUUCGACGAGUGUGACCGGCUCUACUUUGAAGAACUGACCCUCGAGCGCAUCUUGGACGUCACACAGCAGGAGGGCUGCUCCGGGAGCAUCGUGUCAGUGGGAGGUCAGAUUCCCAACAACCUGGCCGUCCCGCUCCACCGCAACGGGGUGAAGAUACUGGGCACCAGCCCCCUCCAGAUCGACCGGGCCGAGGAGCGCUCCAUCUUCUCCAGCAUCCUGGACGACCUCGACGUGGCCCAGGCCCCGUGGAAAGCUCUGAACUCCCUGGAUGACGCCUUUACUUUUGCCAACCAGGUGGGUUAUCCCUGUCUGCUGCGGCCAUCGUAUGUUCUCAGCGGCUCUGCCAUGAACGUUGCAUAUGGAGAAGAGGAGAUGAAACGCUUCUUGGAGGAGGCCACCCAGGUGUCCCAGGAGCAUCCAGUGGUCAUCACCAAGUUCAUCCGUGGAGCCAGGGAGGUGGAGGUGGACGCCGUGGCCAAAGACGGCAAGGUUCUGGUCCACGCCAUAACGGAGCACGUUGAAGACGCAGGGGUGCACUCGGGAGACGCCACCCUCAUUCUGCCCACCCAGACCAUCAGCCAGGGGGCGCUAGAGAAGGUCAAAAUUGCCACCCGGAGGAUUGCACAUGCAUUUGAGAUUUCGGGCCCCUUCAACACUCAGUUUCUGGUUAAAGGCAACGAUGUAAUGGUGAUUGAGUGUAAUCUGCGGGCAUCACGCUCCUUCCCGUUUGUGUCAAAAACCAUCGGUGUGGACUUCAUCAAUGUGGCCACCAAAGUGAUGGUGGGGGAGCCUCUGAACGAGGCCAGUCUGCCCUCCCUGGAGAAGCCCAUCAUUCCCAUUGACUACGUAGGAAUCAAGGCCCCCAUGUUCUCCUGGCCUCGGCUGAGGGAUGCAGACCCGGUGCUGCGCUGUGAGAUGGCUUCAACCGGCGAAGUCGCGUGUUUUGGACCAAAUAUUUAUUCCGCCUUCCUGAAGGCGAUGCUCUCCACAGGCUUUAAGCUGCCACAGAAGGGCAUCCUGAUUGGGAUUCAGCAUUCGUUCCGGCCCAACUUCUUGGCGACGGCGCACCAGCUGAAGGAGGAAGGCUUCAAGCUCUAUGCGACCGAAGCCACAUCUGCCUGGCUGUGUGCCAACGACGUCCCUGCCAUUCCGGUCUCCUGGCCCACUCAGAACGAAGGCGAAAACAACCUGCCCAGCAUCAAGAGGCUGAUCAGGGAAGGUGACAUUGACCUGGUGGUUAAUCUCCCUAAUAACAACACACGAUACGUGAAGGAUAACUUCAUCAUCCGCAGAAUGGCGGUGGACUACGGCGUUCCUCUCAUUACAAACUACCAGGUGGUGAAGCUGUUCGCCGAGGCCGUUCGCUACGCGGGGGAGCUCGACACGACCAGCCUCUUCCACUACCGGCAGAAAGAAAGUCACCGGCAGAAGGAACAUCGGGAGGCGACGCAGCAGGGCUGAAGCCUUCCCGCCUCUCCAGCCCACUCCUUUCAUUUCUGUUACAAAACCGCAACAGUCAGUGGGAACAUUGUCUUUUCUAUAUUGUUUACAAGGGUUUUGUCGAGAAGAUGUACAGCUUACUUAAGGCACCGAAGCCACAAGUCAAACACAGAAAAGAUCACAGCGUUGUAACUAAUAGUUACAACAUACCUGCUGUAAUUAUUACUCUAUUUUUGUAUUCGUCACUUGGCAGAGCUCAUGUUUUAAAUGUAAAUGAUUAAAGAAAGCUUUUGAUAAAAUCUGAAAUGGACCACAUGUUCUGCAGGUUUUGGUUAAAUAAGGUCAAAAGUCAAACCUGUUAAGCAAAAACUUUGACCUGAUUAGUCAAAUGAACCAAAGUGUCAGACUGGGUGAGAAACAAAUCACCAAUCCAGUCGCAAAUGCAGCUAAUGAAAAAUUUUAUUGACUUAAUGUCUUAAUUACUCGUCUUUAUUAACAAAUAAAACUCACUCUUGAGUCUGUAAAUGCCAAAACGUAGCAAAGAAGGUCAUUCACAAGGUUUUCAGUCACGUGAAUAUUGAAAAGUGUCAGUAUGAUUUGUUUUAUGUUUGCUUUUGAGUUUAAGUGUCAUGUGAUUCAGUGGAUGCAUUUCUGAGUGUAUUUCAACGCUGGUGACUUGGACAGACCACUUUUUGCCCAUUUGUUGUAAUUAAGGACUUUUGUUUUACAGUUGAACUGUUAAAAUUGUGUUACAUGGGAAAAAAAUGUACACUUUGGAUACGUAACUGGAAGGAAGGUAAUUCUCAUGUAUUUUUAUGAGAAGAGUAGGCUGUCAUUUCUCAAGUGUUUCACCCUGCAAUGCGAACUUUGAAGAUUUUAACUGCUGCUAAAAUAGUUGGGUUUAUCUCUGUAUAUACUACGUUUCAGACUGAGUCUGCAUUUGAACCUACUCUGCAUUUUAAUACAUCCCACUGAGUGCCUUUAACCAGGGACUGUAAUUAUAGUAAUGUAAUCUGUCACACGUUACUUUGUGUUUGAGAGUUCACAGAAAUACAUCGAGCGCUCUGUGGCAUGAGAUCCACUCAUUGCAUUCAUGUGUGUGUGUGCGAUUAAGGUGUUGGCGUUGGGCUUUCAUUGAAGUCAGGGAUCUCCCCCCUCCCACCUGACUGUUUCUGCCUUCAGUAGCUGAUACACAUGCAGGACUACGUCACAGUCUGAUUAAAGAGCUUGAUAAAAAAGUGGUAUUCUCGUAAUAUAUGUCCAAGGGCAAAGUCUAUCAAUGUCAUUUAUUUACAGUGGCAGUAAAGAAAAACUCAAAGCUGCAUUAUUUUUGACAGACUCUCCUACUGGGCCCUAUGACUUUGCAUCAGUCAUACAUGUGAGUGUGAUGGCAGCACAUCUAGUGUGGCUCAGGGUCUGAAGGUUUGGGAAGCACUCAAACCAACACCUUCACUUUCCGUUUAAAGAUGGUUUCUUAUCAGUGGACUUUUUAUUUCUAAAAACCAAACCACUGUGAACAAAUCAUUGUUCACUUUUGUGUCCUUUUCUGAGUGUGUUU
This is a messenger RNA of Salarias fasciatus (jewelled blenny), 6154 nucleotides long. RefSeq names its product carbamoyl-phosphate synthase 1, mitochondrial (gene cps1). The record is from RefSeq and is a predicted model, not a curated record. Bases 85 to 4617 code for a protein of 1510 amino acids. Lineage: Eukaryota; Metazoa; Chordata; Actinopteri; Blenniiformes; Blenniidae. Gene Ontology annotation, cellular component: carbamoyl-phosphate synthase complex; cytoplasm. Gene Ontology annotation, biological process: 'de novo' pyrimidine nucleobase biosynthetic process; L-glutamine metabolic process; L-arginine biosynthetic process. Gene Ontology annotation, molecular function: ATP binding; metal ion binding; carbamoyl-phosphate synthase (glutamine-hydrolyzing) activity. The transcript has 38 exons.